AUUUCGGGAGUAUCCUAGGUUCCGGGAUCCGGUCGUGACCAUGUGCUGUGACUGUUGAGUGCUACGUACUCUACAAAAAUACGACCAGAAACUGUUAUGGGCAUUUUAGUACCAAGAAAGUGAUUAACAAACCUGCAACGGAAUUCAGGUCAAUAUUAGCCGGACAGCAGAUUACUCACUAUCAUCAUCAUAAUCAUCAUCGCCAUCAUCAUGAAAACUGGAUUUCAGUUUGUUCCGGAGAAUAAACCCAUACGCUUCUUACCAGCGACACGCGUCUUCUGGGCAUCACCCAUGAUCAACACUUCACUGCACAACUAUCCGCUGGAGAUCUGGACCACGAUCCCGGAGAACGAGCUGAUCCUACGCCUGUGUCUGUUCGUGCCAGUCAUACUAUUCGGGUUGCUCGGCAAUGGGAUCCUGCUGGAGGUGAUCUUCACGAACCGCACGCUGCGCACACCGAGCCAUCUGCUGAUCGCGAACCUGGUCGUCACCGAUUUCCUGACGCUGCUCGUGCGCCCCAUUUUCUUUAUGACCCACGAUUUCUUCCAAAACUAUCUGCUCGGUCCGGUCGGUUGCAAGAUGGAAGGUUUGAUUGAAGGUGGGCUAUUGGUCACCUCCGUUCUGAGCAUGUGCGUGAUCAGCUACGACCGUCUGUCGGCGGUGGUGCUUUCGUCGGGCAGUCGCCUGAAGGGACGUGGAACUGCGGCAGCGAUUGCGUUUUGUUGGAUUGCCGGAUUUACCAUCUCGGUGCCGCUGUCCCUGUAUCGUCACUUCAAGAUCCGCCAGUGGCACGACUGGAUCGAGAUGUACUGUCAGGAGGAGCACGCACUACUCGCCACCUACUGGAACUUUCUCAUCGCGAUGCUCGUCUGGUUUCCGCUCGGCAUUAUGCUGAUCGCCUAUACGCUCAUCAUCCUGAAGCUGGACCGCUACGAACGGAAUGCCUUACGGCGUCAGCAUCCGAUGGUGGUGCGGUACAAGAGCCGAGUGGCCAAAACACUCUACAUUGUCCUGAUCGGAUUCAUUAUGGUGCGUAUCCCGUACACCAUCAUGGUGUUGCUGUAUUACGAUGUUGAAAACUUUGAAAACAAUGAGUAUAGCGAAUCGUUCGUGUUUGCCUGGUGGCUAACGAAGGUAGCGUUUAUGCUACUGAAUGCGGCCAUCAAUCCCCUCGUAUAUGGGCUGACGAACAAGACAUUCAAGAAGGCGCUCCGAGGAUCGCGAGUUUUGCAGUUUCUCUGUCGUCUACCAUCGGAACCGGAAUCGUCCCCAAAUGCUCCUCUGCGGCCCAUCUGUUGCUUCUGCUGCUGCCGGGACGAUGGACAAUCCAAUGAUGUGGAACAGUCUUCGCAGGAGGAUAAGAUUGUAUUCAGAUCGAAAUUUCCUCGAGUGAGCAAACGAUUCCGGGCCACAUGGCUGAACUCUACUUUUAAAGCUAGACAACCCAAGUCCGACUCUACUGAUGCCGAUAAAUCUUAGCCGCGUAUCUGUAAAGCGAUAUAAUCUGUCAUUAUUUUCGAGUGUAUCGUGAUGGCCAAUCUGUAAAAUAUAUACCUUAUGAAAAACCUGUACA
Molecule: messenger RNA, 1573 nt
Organism: Anopheles darlingi
Lineage: Eukaryota; Metazoa; Arthropoda; Insecta; Diptera; Culicidae
Product: neuropeptide Y receptor type 2-like
Exons: 7
Coding region: 211-1479 (422 amino acids)
Biological process (GO): G protein-coupled receptor signaling pathway
Cellular component (GO): membrane
Molecular function (GO): G protein-coupled receptor activity
Source: RefSeq, a predicted model, not a curated record